AUGGACGCGUUUGAUGCUAUGAUAAUGGGUUGGUUGACAAUCGCUAUGGAGAAGAAUAUACGAAACAACGUCAAAUAUGCAGGUACAAUAUUGGAGAUGUGGUCAGAUCUGAAUGAGCGUUUUAGGAAGGAAAGUGCUCCUAGGGUGUAUGAAUUAAAACAAAAGAUCGUUGCCACUCAACAAGGUGGUGCCUCUAUAUCAACAUACUUUACCCAAUUGCGAUCCAUAUGGGAUGAAGCUCAAUCCAUAUAUCCCUUGCACAGAUGUUCUUGUAGCAAGUGUGAAUGUGAUGUUGGCAAAAGGAUCCUUAAACAUCAAGAAAAUGAACGUCUUUAUGAAUUUUUGAUGGGGUUAGAUGUUGAAUUCACGGUUAUUAGAACCCAAAUCUUGGCAACAAAACCAGUUCCUUCACUCGGAACAUGGUAUCACAUGGUAGCUGAGGAUGAAAAGAAAAGAGACAUCUCGAAUGAAAAUAUAAAUGCACAGGAAUCAGCUGCAUUUAAGGCCUUUUAA
Lactuca sativa (garden lettuce) is the source of this 513-nucleotide messenger RNA. RefSeq lists its product as uncharacterized. NCBI's taxonomy places the organism in Eukaryota, Viridiplantae, Streptophyta, Magnoliopsida, Asterales, Asteraceae. The record is from RefSeq and is a predicted model, not a curated record.